Molecule: messenger RNA, 621 nt
Organism: Heterobilharzia americana
Lineage: Eukaryota; Metazoa; Platyhelminthes; Trematoda; Strigeidida; Schistosomatidae
Source: the annotation of a GenBank genome assembly
UUUUUACCCAAUACUGACUUAAGUGAGUAUUAUUCGGCUUGGUUUAUUUCAAAGUAGGAGUCUAAGGGAAUCCGACCACAUAAAUGCUGAUACUAGCUUUCAUCCAAUUUCUUGUAACAUUAAAGACGUUUCAUACCAGGUGCAACGACAAAGAUUAAAACUUAAUAUUGUUGUGGGCGAAAUUAAAGCUUCCCUUGCUGGUUGACCUAAAGCCUGCAUUGGUGUUUAUAAUACUGUGUUACUAUGAGGAAAAUACCAAAGCUUUCUCUAAUUUUUGAUGAGGAGAAAAGAAAAGAAUAUCUCACUGGGUUUCGUAAGAGAAAACUUGAACGUAAAGAGAGAGGACGUCAAGCAGCAGAAAAACAAUUAAAAGAAGAAAUUAAAGCUGUUAAAGCCAAAUACAGGGAAGCUGCUCGAAAAAAAAUUGAAACUGUUCAGUUGCCUGCGAUGCUAGAUUGUGUUGAAAAUGUCCGUUCCUGUGAAAACCAAACCAUUGGAAACCAUAACGUUGUUAUUCAAGAAUUGGAUAUUUCUCAUUGUCACUACUUCAUGGGAGCUUGCAAGGAGCAAGAUUCUAAGCCAGUUAACUGUGAUACAGACAGUUACCAAAAAACUACAUGA